AUGGCCUCAAAUCUUGUCCUUGGUAGCACCGGCGUCAUCGGUUCCGGCAUCCUCGCCACACUGCUAGCCGACAGCUCGAUCAGCGCAGUGCACACCAUCUCACGGCGGGCGCCCAAAUCAACCGGCCCAACGCUGCACGCGACCAUCGAAGCUGACACCACCCAAUGGGGCGCGAAGCUUGCAGGCAUCAAGCCCACCCCAUCAACGGUCUACUCCGGGCUCGGCACAACCCGCCAGCAAGCGGGCGGUAUCGCCAACCAGUGGAAGAUCGACCACGACCUGAACGUGGAGCUCGCGCAAGCCGCAAAGAAGGCCGGCGUGCACAGCUUUGUGUUCAUUUCUAGCGCCGGAUCGGGGGGUCUGCUCGCCAACUACCUGCCCUACAGCAAGAUGAAGAAAGGCGUGGAGGAGACGAUCAAGGGGCUGGACUUUGAGCAGGCGAUUAUCGUCCGGCCGGCAAUUAUUCUGGCCGAGCGCGAGGUCCCGCAUCAGGGCGCGCCUCUCCUUAUCGGCGCGACAAGGGCGCUGGGAAGGUGGUUCGGCCUAGGCCUGCAGGACAAGUUGGGACAGGAGGGUGAGGUCAUUGCGCGAGCGGCUGUGCACGCUGCGAAGAUUGCUGCCGAGGGGAAGGCGCCGUCGAAAUAUUGGGUCCUGGAGUCGAGCGACAUCCACCAACCCCCCAACCGCCCCCCCCUCAUCGGCGACCCCUCCGGCCCCGCGCCCCCCUACCCCUUCCGCAUGUCCGGCCUCGUAAUAAGCGGUUUCGGGCGCGGGUCCAAAGAGCUCGGGAUCCCCACCGCCAACCUGCCCGUCGACGACGCCCAAACCCCCUGGAUCUCCUCCAUCCCCUCAGGCGUCUACUUCGGGUGGGCCUCGCUCAACCUGCCCGCCUCCCACCCGGACUCGCUCACCUCUUCCGCCGCCGCAGCGGCAGCGGCAGCGGCAGCGGCAGCGGCGCCAGGCGAGGAUGGGGGUGGGGCUGGGGAGCAGCGACAGCGGGGCGGCAACGGGUUCGCGGUGUACCCGAUGGUGAUGUCGAUCGGGUACAACCCGUUCUACAAGAACACGGUGCGGUCGGCCGAGGUGCAUGUGCUGCACCGGUUUGGGGCGGAUUUCUACGGGGUGGAGAUGCGGCUGCUGAUUGCGGGCUUUAUCCGCGAGGAGAAGGACUACAGCGGGCUGGAGGCGCUGAUUGCGGAUAUUGAGUUCGACUGUGAGGUGGCUAAGCGCAGCCUGGCGCGCGAGGGGUGGGCGCCGAGCGGUGUGGAUGUCGAGGUGGAUGUGCCUGGGGAAGGGGUCAAGGUGUUGAGGGGGUCGUUGGAGUGCGGGUGGUUGAUACGGCCGGAUGAGUUGGGGGAAGGGGGGAAGUAG
Chaetomium globosum CBS 148.51 is the source of this 1371-nucleotide messenger RNA. RefSeq lists its product as uncharacterized. Lineage: Eukaryota; Fungi; Ascomycota; Sordariomycetes; Sordariales; Chaetomiaceae. The transcript has 2 exons. Gene Ontology annotation, molecular function: riboflavin kinase activity. Bases 1 to 1371 code for a protein of 456 amino acids. The record is from RefSeq and is a predicted model, not a curated record. Gene Ontology annotation, cellular component: mitochondrion. Gene Ontology annotation, biological process: riboflavin biosynthetic process; FMN biosynthetic process.